AUGGAACCACGUCUAAUAGACAAGAUUGUUAAUGCAGCGGGUAAUCUUGAGAACCACGUCGUCUGUGAAGUAGGACCUGGGCCAGGAGGAAUUACAAGAUCCAUCAUCCAGAGAGCUCCUAGAAAAGUAAUUUUGAUAGAGAAAGAUCCCCGCUUCAUACCUUCACUGGAAUUACUAGCAGACGCAUGCAGAGAUAAAGUUGAUUUGGAUAUCAUACCUGGUGAUAUUUUGAAGACUGACAUUGCCCAGUAUGUUCCUAGUGAUAUUAAAACAGAGUGGCAUGAUUCACCACCACCGCUGCAUUUGAUUGGCAAUUUGCCAUUUAGUGUCUCUACCAUACUGAUAAUUCGCUGGUUAGAGAUGAUGUCCAAACAGGAGGGUCCUUGGAUCUUGGGCCGAACAAGAAUGACACUCACAUUUCAAAAAGAAGUUGCAGAGAGGAUGGCAGCACGUAUAUUGGACCACCAACGAUGCCGUUUGUCUGUUAUGUGUCAGAAUUGGUGCAGUGUCAAAUAUAAAUUUGAUAUUUCCGGUGCAUCAUUUUUACCCAAACCAGAUGUUGAUGUUGGGGUGGUGACACUGACCCCUUUGAAAACCCCAAUAAUAAAACAGCCAUUUAAAAUGGUUGAGAAAGUUGUUAGACAAAUAUUUUCCAUGAGACAGAAAUAUUCUAUAAGAGGUGCUCAAACUUUGUUUCCUCCAGAAGUUAGAGAAGAAAUGGCAUUGAGAAUGUAUAAGAUGGCUGACAUUGAUCCUGUAACUAGACCUUUUCAGAUUGCUAAUGCAGAGUUUGCUAGGAUUGUUGAUGCCUAUGCUGAAAUUGUAAAGGAGUAUCCUGAAUUAGAACAUUAUGAUUACAGAGCACCAAAAAAUAACCAGAAAAUAGAGGAAGAUGCAACGGCAGAGGAACAAGUUGUUAUUUAA
Messenger RNA from Arctia plantaginis, 924 nucleotides. Lineage: Eukaryota; Metazoa; Arthropoda; Insecta; Lepidoptera; Erebidae. The record is from the annotation of a GenBank genome assembly.